CCAUGAGCCCCGACCUCAAAGUUUGCGGCGGGCGGGCGGGCGCGGAGCCUCCAAGAUGCCGUUCCACCCGGUGACGGCGGCGUUGAUGUACCGGGGCAUCUACACCGUGCCCAACCUGCUGUCGGAGCAGCGCCCCGUGGACAUCCCUGAGGACGAGCUCGAGGAGAUCCGAGAGGCCUUCAAAGUCUUCGACCGCGAUGGCAAUGGCUUCAUCUCCAAGCAGGAGCUGGGCACGGCCAUGCGCUCCCUGGGAUACAUGCCCAACGAGGUGGAGCUGGAGGUUAUCAUCCAGCGGCUGGACAUGGACGGUGAUGGCCAAGUGGACUUUGAGGAGUUUGUGACCCUCCUGGGACCCAAGCUCUCCACCUCAGGGAUCCCAGAGAAAUUCCACGGCACUGACUUCGACACCGUCUUCUGGAAGUGUGACAUGCAAAAGCUGACCGUGGACGAGCUGAAGCGGCUGCUCUACGACACCUUCUGUGAGCACCUGUCCAUGAAGGACAUCGAGAACAUCAUCAUGACGGAGGAGGAGAGCCACCUAGGCACGGCGGAGGAGUGCCCCGUGGACGUGGAGACCUGCUCCAACCAGCAGAUCCGUCAGACGUGCGUGCGCAAGAGCCUGAUCUGCGCCUUCGCCAUCGCCUUCAUCAUCAGCGUCAUGCUCAUCGCAGCCAACCAGGUGCUGCGCAGCGGCAUGAAAUAG
Messenger RNA from Balaenoptera acutorostrata (minke whale), 703 nucleotides. RefSeq names its product calcium binding protein 7 (gene CABP7). Lineage: Eukaryota; Metazoa; Chordata; Mammalia; Artiodactyla; Balaenopteridae. The transcript has 5 exons. Bases 56 to 703 code for a protein of 215 amino acids. Gene Ontology annotation, molecular function: calcium ion binding. The record is from RefSeq and is a predicted model, not a curated record.